Messenger RNA from Menidia menidia (Atlantic silverside), 3074 nucleotides. The record is from the annotation of a GenBank genome assembly. NCBI's taxonomy places the organism in Eukaryota, Metazoa, Chordata, Actinopteri, Atheriniformes, Atherinopsidae.
UGCAUCACAUACCAAUUAUAAAGAAAAUCCAAACACACAUACAAGUUCUGACCUUUGACCACUUUUUAUGUUGGUGUGAGAGUUAUAAAGAUGAGCAGUAGGGACAGGCUGCUUUAAAGCAGCGCCAUGGCAUUGAAAAGUCUUCUUCCAGGUCUCCCUGUAGUAUUUCUUCUUUUUGGCUGCUGUGGAGGGCACAUCGCAAAUGGGCCAACUUUGAAAAUGGACCAGGCUCUGCUCACAUUUCAUAACCAGUUGACAGAAGAAGUGCAAGUUUUCUACACAUCAGAUUAUUGCUACAAGUGCGUCUUCCAGCACUUGGUGUCUGUGAGGCCCAACAAAAACAAUGCAUCUGCCAUAAUCAGCACCAAGUUUGCUCUGACCAUGGAGGUGCAAUCCGAGAUCAGGAACGCAGUUCUCUGCAGCUGGAAUCAGACAUAUGUGGAGGGUGGUCAUUACUCUGUUUGGAUCCAUAUGCCAGAUGCGUUCUUUGAUCCAAUCUGCAGCCAUUCCGUGGAUAGGACACCAAACAAUCUUUACCUGCCUCUCCUGGUGGUAGCUCUCAUUCUGGCUUUAACUGCCCUAUUAUCUGUUGUGGUACCCUUCAUCUACAGGAGGCGCUGCACAUCAAAGAUUAAGAACUUUUGCUGCCACGGAACACAGUAUCCUGUUGAUAAUGAAGAGGCGCAGGCUUCUGAAACUGCCCACAACUCAGGCAAAGCUAAACCCUCACGUCUGCUCUCCCUGGACACUUUCCGAGGGUUUUCCCUCACGGUGAUGGUGUUUGUCAACUACGGUGGAGGAGGCUACUGGUUCUUCCAACACGCACCCUGGAACGGUCUAACGGUGGGAGAUCUAGUCAUGCCAUGGUUUGUGUUUAUAAUUGGCACUUCAGUGGUUUUGGCAUUCAGCUCCAUGCAGAAGAGAGGAGUCAGCCGCCUGCAGCUGCUGCGAAAGAUCACCUGGAGAACGGUCGUGCUAAUGAUGCUCGGCUUCUGCUUUCUCAACUACUCUCCGAGAGAUGGCCCACUGUCUUGGUCGUGGCUGAGAAUCCCCGGAGUGCUGCAGCGUCUAGCCUUCACCUACUUUGUUCUGUCUCUCCUGCAGACUUUCUGGGGCCAGAUAGAAAUCCCUCUGAGAAUGCGUCACUGGUGGAGCCCUGUCCAGGACGUCAUCCUCUACUGGCCACAGUGGCUGAUUAUAAUCCUGCUGGAGACUUUGUGGCUGUGCAUCACUUUCCUGAUGCCUGUACCCAGCUGCCCAACAGGCUAUUUAGGAGCUGGUGGAAUCGGGGAUGAUGGUCUUUAUGCAAAUUGCACAGGAGGUGCAGCAGGAUACAUUGAUAGAAGGAUAUUUGGUGAUAACAUGUACAGAUACCCCACUUGCAAAGAACUGUAUCAAACUGUACAGCCCUUUGACCCAGAGGGGAUCCUGGGAACAAUCAAUUCCAUUGUGAUGGGAUUUCUGGGGAUGCAGGCAGGGAAGAUUAUCAUUUUCCACAAAAGGAAGGACAUUCACAUCCUCUGUCGAUACCUAGUGUGGGCCGUCAUCCUGGGAAUCUCUGCAGCCAUCCUUUCUAAGUGCACGCUAGACGAAGGAUUUAUACCUGUCAAUAAAAACCUUUGGUCCUUGUCUUACGUGCUGUACAUGGGAUGUUCCGCUUUCGUGCUGCUUGGAGCCAUGUACUUUGUCACUGAUGUUAAGGGCUGGUGGGGAGGACAACCCUUCAUUUACCUAGGGAUGAACUCCAUCUUUGUGUACGUUGGCCACUCUUUCCUUGGCUUCUACUUCCCUUUCAGCUGGGAAAUACGCUUCCAGGAGAGCCACUGGGAGAUUUUACUGCAGAACCUAUGGGGAACCACGCUUUGGGUGCUUGUCGCCUACCUCCUCUACAGGAAGAAGUUUUUCCUCAAAAUUUAAGCUUGCUGACCUUUGUCGCACUUUUAAUCUGCUGAGACUGUUUUUCCUUCUCCAUUUUUGAAAUGCAAUUAAAGACAAAUACAUUUUGUAGUGGGGUGCGUAGAUUAAUUCAACAUCUGUGGGAGAUUUACAAAAUCCAACUAUUGUGCUUGGCUUAAACAACCUACCUGCCGGUAUUAAACAGCAUGUUUGAAUGUCCUGAGCAGAGCUUUCAUCCAAGUCCUCCAAUAAAUCAAACAGUUCGUGGGCAGUAUUCUAAGUGUGUGUCCAAAAUGUGCUGCAACACAGUGGAAAAAGCAUGAAAAUCUUCAUCCAUGAAAUCUAUUACCCCAGCAGCACCAUCUCAGCUGUCAGUGUGGGCAGCUCAUUACUCAUUUGAUGUCACUUGUUUAAUGCACAGAACAGACUGAUUAGAUUAAAUUUAUUGAGAUGAUACUUAACAAAUUAAGCCAAGUGAUUCCACUACACACCAGGCCAAUCAUUGUGAGUCUGUUGCCAUGGCCACUUCUCCACUUAUUAAGUGCGUGUGUGUCUGUUUUUGUGUGUGCCAUCUGCUGUCCAAGUGACAGUAGUUUAAUCGGGGGUCAAGAUACACUGUGAUGUUAAUGGAACUGACACCUCUUGCACUUAUUGUAUUAGAAAAUCAGGCAAAUUACACAAAUCCAAUCAAUCAGAUGCCCCAUCAAAGAACCCAAGCCAUAAAGAUGCUUUCCAUUAUGCAUAGAUAUUUAUUCAGGCUACUUACAUUUGGUCUUAAUGUUUAUUUUCUGUUUGACCUGAUCUUAUGCCUGGUGUGAUUUGCACACACUAGCACAAUGUGUCCAUUACAAUACUUAGUUUCACAGAGCAGUGUCCCUCAGCAUCAGGUCAGGCGAUGUGCACAUCAUGAAAUGACCAUCCAGUAAAUGAAAUGAAAGAGCAUCAUGCUCUCUUUCCAGAGAGAAAUCCUAUUAUGCACUCCUUGGAAGCCGUAAUAUCAUUGCAUAAUAUGGCAUAGUGGUUUUUUUCUCUUCAGAAGAAGUCGUUGUUAGAAGCCUAGUAGGUACACCCUGCCCCCUUGAGCAAGACUCAGAUCUGUAAUUGCUUUUCCAAAUAAAUGUGCUAGUAAUGGAAAUGCAUGACUGAUACUUCACGAGAAUGGAACAAAAUCAAUACAG